Colletotrichum higginsianum IMI 349063 is the source of this 612-nucleotide messenger RNA. RefSeq names its product Major facilitator superfamily transporter. The transcript has 2 exons. NCBI's taxonomy places the organism in Eukaryota, Fungi, Ascomycota, Sordariomycetes, Glomerellales, Glomerellaceae. Bases 1 to 612 code for a protein of 203 amino acids. The record is from RefSeq and is a predicted model, not a curated record.
AUGACAGCUUCGAUCAAACUCCUACAACGAUUCCAGGCAGUCAAUGGACUAAGCCACUUCAAUGCGGGCGUCCACCUGCUCGCUCUCCUCUUGAGCUCCCCCGCCCCCACUUCCCACGGCGGAAUCCGGACAUCCCGCUACGAGGUGGGACGUCCAGCCUUCCUACUUGUCGUUACUUGGGGCAGAUAUGCAGAUGCUGAGCGUUGUCUUCGCCUGCUCUGCGCCUGCUCCGCGGGGCCCGGCGAGCUGAGGAGACGUCUCUUGGGCUUCCCUAGUCUCCAGGUCACGAUGGGAUUCGGCCUUGGCAUGGAAUUGGCCAUCCUGCCUAUCUACGUCUCUUUCCUGGUACUGCAAGACUACCAUCCUCAACAACCAUAUCGCAUACGGCCUCCCACAUCGCUUCGACUGUCCCCCCUCCCUUUCGAGAUGGGGGCCAUAUCGAACUCGGUCCAGUUCAUCGAAACUCUGCCGCCUACCGUCCGAUCCGAGUUCAGCGAGGGCUACAGCGCACAGCUUCGCGCCGUCCUGUACAUCAGCGCAGUCGCCCUCAUCUCCAUGACGCUGGCGUGGGACAUAAACCUUAAACGAGCUCGUGACAUGGCGGGGUAUUAG